AAUUUUAAUUAAGGCAUGCUGACACUAUGCAAAAAAACAUUAUUUAAUCCGCAAGUGUAUUAUUGUGUUGCCUUAAUACGUAAGCUACCAAAAAGGCAUUAUUAUGAUAGCAAAGUGGAACCAUUUGAAAAUGAUGCCAUCGAUGAGUUUACCACACAGUUAGUGCAACGAAGAGCUCAAAAAUGGGUUGCCUUCACUAAAAGAAAAGCAAUUUCUGGGAAACACAUCCUUUUGCAUAAAGUACCUGAAGUUAAUAUUGAGAAUUUAAAUGUACAAGAUAUUGACUCUCUGUUUAUAAAUGCAUUGGAUGACGAUGAUGAACUAACUCUCAAAAAAGUGCUAGAACAAAGUAUAGCACUUAGAAAACUUCCUUCUUUAAAUGUCCUUUUACGACUUUUAACUUCACUUGCUCAAAAAGGCGAUGUAACAGCUAUUGAGAGUAUACGGGAUAUCUAUCGCAUUGUUGACUCUUCUGUAUUUAAAGAAAACUCCGAAUUUACUCAUUUCUUGGCAGAAGCAGUAUGGAUUAAUGGGAAUAUAAUUGAAGCAAUUAAUUUAAUCGAAGAUGUCUACAGAAAAAAUAUAUAUUUACGGCGUAGAAUAAGAAUAAUGCUGAAAUAUUUAAUACAUGAUGGAGUUUUAAAUCAAAGUGAAGCUGUUCUUCAUAAUGUAAUCAAGUUUUGUGAAAGAAUAUCUGUAGAAUUCCGUGACUAUUAUCCCUUGGUGCUGGUCUGGGAAAAUUGUAUACUAAGUGACUGGUUUAGUGACCAGUGUAUUGCUGUGGAGUUGCUUAAAAAACAUGAAAAACUGUGCGAAAUUGUGACCAAUUUACUCUCAUUCGUUGUAAUGAGUGCCUUGCAUAAAAACAAUACAGACGUUGUAUACAGACUGUUAGAAUUGUUUCUACAAAAAAAUAGAAAUAUGCAAACUUUAAGAAUCCUUGUAACGCUUUUUGAUUACAAAGUUUGUCAAAGAGACUUUCGAGGUUGUUCAGAAAUAAUAAAAUGGUGCCAGGAGAACAACUUUAUUCUUCCAUCAGUACAACAAGAGAAAUUUAUAAAUUUAUUGUUGAAAUAUGGCAUUAAAGCUCACUCUACUGAAAACACUACAAAACAAAUGUUGAAUUCACUUCCUAUUCUUAAGUUUUGAAAUAUUUAUAAAUAGGUUCAAUAUUAAUUAAAUACAAAGGAAUAAAUAAAGU
Messenger RNA from Agrilus planipennis (emerald ash borer), 1201 nucleotides. RefSeq lists its product as uncharacterized. The record is from RefSeq and is a predicted model, not a curated record. Lineage: Eukaryota; Metazoa; Arthropoda; Insecta; Coleoptera; Buprestidae. The transcript has 2 exons. Bases 16 to 1149 code for a protein of 377 amino acids.